Camelus dromedarius (Arabian camel) is the source of this 1922-nucleotide messenger RNA. RefSeq names its product transmembrane 4 L six family member 19 (gene TM4SF19). Bases 1 to 744 code for a protein of 247 amino acids. NCBI's taxonomy places the organism in Eukaryota, Metazoa, Chordata, Mammalia, Artiodactyla, Camelidae. Gene Ontology annotation, cellular component: membrane. The transcript has 5 exons. The record is from RefSeq and is a predicted model, not a curated record.
AUGACAGGGUCUGUUGUCUAUUUCCUCUACUCCACCCUAUGCUCCAGGGGUUCCUCUACCCACAGCUCACAGUGUCCACAAAGCUACCAUGACCCUCCUUCCAUUGGUUCCAGGACUCUAUCCUCUCCCCGCACAAUGGCAUGCUCACGGACCUGCUCCCGCAUCCUGGGGCUGAGCCUUGGGACUACAGCCCUGUUUGCUGCUGCAGCCAACACAGUGCUCCUCUUUCCUAACUGGGAUGUGACCUACCUGUUGAGGGGCCUCAUUGGCAGGCAUGCCAUGCUGGGCUCUGGGCUCUGGGGAGGAGGCCUCAUGGUCUUCACUGCAGCUACCCUCAUCUCCUUGAUGGGCUGGAGAUAUGGCUGCUUCAGUAAGAGUGGGCCCUGCCGAAGCAUGCUUACUGUUCUGUUGUCAAGUGGCCUGGCUUUGCUUGGAGCCUUGAUUUGCUUUAUCACUUCUGGAGUAGCUCUGAAAGAUGGUCCCUUUUGCAUGUUUGAUGUCUCAUCCUUCAAUCAGACACAGGCUUGGAAAUAUGGUUACCCAUUCAAGGACCUGCAUACCAGGAAUUAUCUCUAUGACCAUUCACUCUGGAACUCUGUCUGCCUGGAGCCUUUUAAAGCUGUUGUUUGGCACGUGUGCUUCUUCUCCGCCCUUCUGUGCAUCAGCCUCCUCCAGAUUCUCCUGGUGGUCAUUCAUUUCAUCAGCAGCUUCCUGGGCCUUUUCUGCAGCCUGUGUGGGAAGUGACAGCCUCAUGAAAUUGACCACACGUUACAGAUGAAGUCAAGGCUCCCAGAGAAUACUGGACUUGCUGUCUAAAAGCACUCAACUAGGUUCAGGUAAAGUCAGUACCUGAGCAGCUACCUGCUAAAUUCAAGUUCACUAGUCUUUAUGGACUGAACUGUGUGCCCUCCAGAUUCAUAGGUUGGACUCCAAUCCCCAAUGUGACUUUGGAGAUAGGACCUUUAAGGAGCUAAUUAAGGUUAAGUGGAGUCAUAAGUGUGGGACCCUAAUCUGGUAAGACUGGCAUCCUUAUAAGAAGAGGUUGAGAAAACAAGUACAGGAAAAGAUGCUCAGCAUCACUAAUCAUCAGGGAAAUGCAAAUCAAAACCACAGUAAGCUAUCAUCUUAUACCUGUUAGAAUGGCUAUUAUCAAAAAGGCAAGAAAUAACAGGCAAGAAUGCUGGUGAGGAUGUGGAGAUAAUGAAACCCUUGUGCACUGUUGGUGGGAAUAUAAAUUGGUGGAACCACUGUGGUAAACAAAUGGAGGUUCCUCAAAAAAUUAAAAAAGAAUACCAUAUGAUCCAGCAAUUCCACUUCUGGGUAUUUAGCUGAACAAAACAAAAACACUAAUUCUAAAAGGUAUCUGUACCCUCACAUUCAGCGCAGCAUUAUUUUCAAUAGCUAAGCUAUGGAAACAACCUAAGCAUCCAUCAAUGGAUGAAUGGAUAAAGAAGAUGUGGUAUACACACAGACACACACACACACACACAACAUGGAUGGACCUUGAGGGUGUUAUACUAGGUGAAAUGAGUCAGGCAGAGAAAGAAAUAUCGUAUGAUCUCGCUUAUAUGUGGAAUUUAAAACAACAAGACUAAGUUCAUAGAUACAGUGAAGACUGCUGGUUGCCAGAGGCAGGGGGUGGGGGGGUGAGAGAAAUGGGUGAAGGGGGUCAAAAGGCACAAACUUCCAGUUAUAAAAUAGUUAAUUCCUGGGGAUGUAAUGUACAAAUGGUGACUAUAGUUAAUAAUAUUGUAUUGUACAUUUGAAAGUUGCUAAGAGAUCUUAAAAGUCCUUAUCACAAGAAAAAGAUAUUUUGUAACUAUAUAUAGUGACAGAUGUUAUUGUGGUAAUCAUUUUGCAAUAGAUACAAAUAUUGAAUCAUUAUGUUGUACACCUGAAACUAAUAUAAUGUUAUAUGUCAG